GGGCGCGUGCCUCUGACGCCACCUCUUAGCAACCGGCCUGAGCUCCGUUUCCAAGGACGCGCACGCCCCCAGCUUCCGUCCUGGAGAGGCGUGCCCAGGACCCGGACUCGGGCGCCCGGCCCCGCGCGGCCCCGCCAGCGCCUCGGAGCCGCCUUCGGCCGGAGAUGAGCGGCGACGACUCCUUCCUUGUGGCUGGAAUCAUUUACUACAGCCAUGAAAAGUACUUCCGCCAUGUGCAGCAUGCUGCAGCCAUGGGCCUGGAGAAAUUCAGCAAUGACCCCGUGCUUCAGUUCUUUAAAGCCUACGGAGUCCUCAGGGAAGAGCGCAUCCAGGAAGCCAUCAGUGACCUGGAGAACAUCCGGAACCACCCAGACGUGUCCCUGUGCGCCAUCAUGGCCCUCAUUUACGCUCACAAGCGCUGUGAAGCCAUCGACCGAGAAGCCCUCCAGGAGCUCGAGAACAGCCUGAAAGAAGUCCGCAAGACAGCCGGCGGGGCUGCCCUGUACUACGCGGGUCUUUUCCUCUGGCUCAUGGGCCGCCAUGACAAAGCCAAGGAGUACAUCGACCGCAUGCUGAAAGUCUCCAGUGGCUCCAGAGAGGGCUACGUGCUCAGAGGCUGGAUGGACCUAACCUCGGACAAGCCCCACACAGUGAAGAAAUCCAUCAAGUACCUGGAACAAGGAAUUCAGGACACCAAGGAUGUGCUGGGGAUGAUGGGAAAGGCUACGUACCUCAUGAUGCAGCAGAACUACUCGGGGGCCCUGGAGGUGGUGAACCAGAUGGCCGUGGCCUCAGCAGGCUUCCUGCCGGCCUUGGUCUUGAAGAUGCAGCUGUUCCUGGCAAGGCAGGACUGGGAGCAGACGGUAGAAACAGGACAGAGAAUCCUAGAAAAAGAUGAAAGCAAUAUUGAUGCCUGCCAGAUUCUAGCUGUGCACGAGCUGGCGAGGGAAGGAAACGUGACCAAAGCAGCUGAGCGUGUUAGAAACCUGAUUAAGGCACUAGAGAUGAGAGAGCCUCAAAAUCCAAGCCUCCAUCUCAAAAAAAUUCUCGUGAUUAGCAGACUGUGUGGAAGACACCAGCCAAUCCUACGGCUAGUGUGUGGCUUCAUCGAGCGCACCUUCUUGGCCACCCCAUCCUACGCCCACGUGGCCACAGAGCUGGGCUAUCUCCUCAUCCUCCGGGACCAAGUAAAGGAGGCAUCGCUGUGGUACUGUGAGGCCAUGAAACUGGACGAGAACAGCAUAGCUGCCUUGACAGGGAUCAUCUGGUGUCAGAUCCUAGAAGGCCACCUGGAGGAGGCUGAGCACCAGCUGGAAUUCCUGAAGGCAGUGCAGCAGUCCCUUGGGAAGUCUAAGGUCGGAGCUCUCUGGGCCGUGGGUCGCUCCCUGAUUCUGUCCCUCCUCCUACCCCCAGUUUCUAAGACAAGGCAGCCAGGAUGGCCGGGACGCCCACCUGGCCUCUGCCACCCGCUCUGGCCAGGCUGGCGUUGGUCCCAAGACUCAGGCAUCCGUCUGCAGGUGGUGGUUUUUCUCCAGGCCCUUCUGGCGUCCAAGAAGCACGAGGUGGAACAGGAGGCCACGACCCUCCUGAAGGAAGCGGCCGAGCUGCACUUCUCCAACAUGCAGGGCCUCCCCCUGGGCCCUGAGUACUUUGAACGGCUAGACCCCCCCUUCCUGGUCUGCAUCGCCAAGGAGUACUUGUCCUUCUGCCCCAAGCAGCCCCGGUCGCCAGGCCAGAUCGUGUCUCCGCUUCUUAAACAAGCCGCCGUGAUCUUGAACCCUGUGGUCAAAGCAGCCCCAGCUCUGAUGGAGCCCCUUUAUCUGUCGGCUCAGGUCAAGUAUCUCUCAGGAGAGCUAGAGAAUGCCCAGAGCACCCUGCAGCGUUGCCUGGAGCUGGACCCCACCUCCGCGGACGCCCACCUGCUCAUGGCUCAGAUCCACCUGGCUCAGGGCAACUUUGCCAUGUGCUCCCACUGCUUAGAGCUGGGCGUCAGCCACAACUUCCAGGUCCGCGACCACCCCCUCUACCACUUCAUCAAGGCCAGGGCCCUCAACAAGUCGGGGGACUAUCCAGAGGCCAUAAAGACCCUGAAAAUGAUCGUGAAAUUGCCAACUCUGAGGGCGGAAGAAGGCAGGAAGUUCCGUGGGCCCCGCGUGCAGCCCACCGAGCGGGUGUCCAUCCUGCUGGAACUGGCAGAUGCCCUCCGGCUGAAUGGGGAACUGCACGAGGCCACCAAGGUCAUGCAGGAUGCCAUCAAUGAGUUCAGUGGCACACCAGAAGAGGUCCGCAUCACCAUCGCCAACGUGGACUUGGCGCUGAGCAAGGGGAAUGUGGACAUGGCGCUGAGCAUGCUGAGAAACAUCACCCCCAAGCAGCCCUGCUACACGGAAGCCAAAGAGAAGAUGGCCAGCAUCUACCUGCAGACCCGCAAAGACGUCCACCUGUACAUCGGGUGCUACCGCGAGCUCUGUGAAAACCUGCCCAGCCCCCACACCAGCCUGCUACUGGGUGAUGCUUUCAUGAACAUCCAGGAGCCUGAGAAGGCCCUGGAGGUCUAUGACGAGGCAUAUAGAAAAAACCCAAAUGACGCCUCCCUGGUCAGCAGGAUUGGGCAAGCCUAUGUGAAGACCCAUCAGUACAACAAGGCAAUUAAUUAUUACGAGGCUGCCCAGAAGAUCAGCGGGCAGGACUUUCUGUGCUGCGAUCUGGCUGAACUGCUUCUGAAGUUAAAGAAGUUCACCAAGGCAGAGAAAGUUCUGAAGCAGGCCCUGGAGCGUGACUUCGUCAGGGACAUCCCAUCCAUGAUGAAUGAUGUCAAGUGCCUACUUCUGCUGGCAAAGGUUUACAAGAGUUAUCAAAAAGAAGAUGUGAUGGAAACUCUGAACAAGGCCUUGGACCUCCAGUCUCGGAUUCUGAAGCGGGUUCCCCUGGAGCAACCAGAAAUGAUCCCCUCCCAGAAGCAGCUGGCAGCCUCCAUCUGCAUCCAGUUUGGGGAGCACUACCUCACAGAGAAGGAGUAUGCCAGCGCAGUGCGGGCUUACAAGGAUGCCCUCUCCUACUCGCCCACUGACAACAAGGUGAUGUUGGAGCUGGCGCGCCUUUACCUGCUCCAGGGGCACCUGGACUUGUGUGAACAGCACUGUGCCAUCCUCCUGCAGACUGAGCAGAACCACGAAGCCGCCUCCGUGAUGAUGGCUGACCUGAUGUUCAGAAAACAGAAUUAUGGAGCUGCCAUCAAUCUCUACCACCAGGUCCUGGAGAAAACACCAGAUAAUUUCCCAGUACUGAAUAAAUUAAUCGAUCUUCUACGAAGAAGUGGCAAGCUUGAAGCAGCCCCCACCUUCUUUGAACUGGCCAAGAAGGUGUCCAGCCGUGUGCCCUUGGAGCCAGGGUUCAACUACUGCAGAGGGAUAUACUGCUGGCAUGUAGGACAGCCCAACGAAGCCCUGAAGUUCCUGAACAAGGCACGCAGGGACAGCACUUGGGGCCAGAUGGCCACCUACCACAUGGUACAGAUCUGUCUGAACCCUGACAAGGACAUCGUGGGUGGAGAGGCGUUCCAGAACCUGGUGGCUGAGAGCACCUCCACGGAUAAGAAGGAAUCAGAGCAGCACGGUGUGCGCACGGCGGAGAAGCUGCUGCGUGAAUACUACCCGCACUCGGCCUCCGGCCAGGCCCAGCUGCAGCUCCUGCAGGGCCAGUGUCUGAUGGCUACCAGGGAGAAAGCUAACGUGGAGGCGGCGCUGGGCACCUUCAUCGAGAUAGCCCGGGCCGAGAAAGACAGCGUCCCCGCCCUGCUGGCCGUGGCGCAGUCCUACGCGCUGCUAAAGCAGAUCCCCAAGGCGCGCACGCAGCUGAAGCGCCAGUUCAAGGCCCCCUGGACGCUGUCCCAGGCUGAGGACCUGGAGAAGAGCUGGCUCCUGCUGGCCGACAUUUACUGCCAGAGCGGCAAGUUCGACCUCGCCUCAGAACUGCUGCAGCGCUGCGUGCAGUACAACAAGUCUUGCAGCAAAGCCUACGAGUACAUGGGUUUUAUCAUGGAGAAGGAGCACUCAUACAAGGAUGCAGCCACCAACUACGAGCUGGCCUGGAAGUACAGCCAUCACGCCCACCCCUCCGUGGGCUUCAAACUUGCUUUCAACUACCUGAAGGACAAGAGAUUCGUGGAGGCCGUUGAAGUCUGCCACAGCGUUCUCCAGGAGUACCCCAACUACCCCAAGAUCAGAGAGGAAAUUUUGGAAAAGGCCCAAGGAUCGUUGAGGUUCUAGCUGUGGUCAGUGGCCAGGAGGCCCACCAGCCUCUGGGGGUCAUGGCGGGGGCUGGGGUGGAGACCAUCAACCCACAAAAGUGUC
Loxodonta africana (African savanna elephant) is the source of this 4352-nucleotide messenger RNA. RefSeq names its product tetratricopeptide repeat domain 21A (gene TTC21A). The coding region runs from base 165 to 4268 and encodes 1367 amino acids. The transcript is spliced from 28 exons. Gene Ontology annotation, biological process: intraciliary retrograde transport; protein localization to cilium. Lineage: Eukaryota; Metazoa; Chordata; Mammalia; Proboscidea; Elephantidae. The record is from RefSeq and is a predicted model, not a curated record. Gene Ontology annotation, cellular component: intraciliary transport particle A. Gene Ontology annotation, molecular function: protein binding.